This is a messenger RNA of Miscanthus lutarioriparius, 345 nucleotides long. The record is from the annotation of a GenBank genome assembly. Lineage: Eukaryota; Viridiplantae; Streptophyta; Magnoliopsida; Poales; Poaceae.
AUGGCGUCCCAAACCAACGAGACCUACCGCGCCGGGGCCGACAUCACCCGGGGCGAUGCGGCGGCGUGCAAGAAGGCGGCGGCCGAGCUGCUAGCAGAGAUCGGCCUUCCGAAGGGCCUGUUCCCUCUGGAAGACAUGCAGGAGUUUGGCUACAACCUUCAAGAAGAUCAAGCAGACAGUGUCGUACGCCGGCGAGGUGACGGCGUUCGUGGAGCACGGCAAGCUGAAGAAGAUCGCGGGGGUGAAGACCAAGGAGCUCGUGCUGUGGCUCAGCGUCGUGGAAGUGUACGUCGACGAGUCCGCUCCCGGCAAGGUCACCUUCAAGGCUGGCACUGGGCUGUCUGA